Molecule: messenger RNA, 761 nt
Organism: Colletotrichum phormii
Lineage: Eukaryota; Fungi; Ascomycota; Sordariomycetes; Glomerellales; Glomerellaceae
Exons: 4
Coding region: 201-662 (153 amino acids)
Source: RefSeq, a predicted model, not a curated record
UCAGAAACCAUCGGACGGUGAUGUGAGCUGGAGGUCUUUUCUCGCCCUGCCUAUCCGUCCGUCUGUGUGCUUUCCUCUGCUCAGGCACCUCUCAGCUCCUGCUUUGACUUGGGUAGCUAAAACUCACUUUACCCCAGAGAAGCUCCCAGCGCAAAGUGAAAAGGAGGGGCGGGGCGGUUAUCACAGUCUCAAUUCAAUACAUGAGACUAUCGCCAUGUGCUCGGAUGACCGCAACGAAAGGUACCUACCUAGUCGUUGCUUCGUUUCGUUUAGGGGGAAAGAGGGCCGCAUUGCUUGCAUUGCCCAUCCGCCAAGCAGGCAAGGGCAGCUCGCCUCCGAACAUUCACACGCACCUAGUAAUCGGCCCAGCACCACAUCUCGGGCCUGUGGGCUGUGACACGCCGCUUUGUCAAUGUCUAUGGACAUCUGGGCAUUCGAAUGACCUUUCGCCUACCCUCAUUGGAUGCCCAUCGCUUGUCUCGGCCGCCGUCAAUGGGGCGCGUAAAGACCGAAUAGCGCAAGAUCCGAACGUGGGGUUGCUUCAUGACCCUGAAUCCAGCACACCACGCAGCGAUGCGAAAUUGAAGCUGUCAUGGGCUAAUCUUUCUAUUGCUCCUAUCCACGUAUUCGUAUCCAUACAAACGGCACUCAUUCUCGGAUAAGACAAAGGAGCCGCGGGUUUGUUUGACGUUAUGGCGUCGAGAAAGCCAUCGUGUCCAAUUAGCUCGAGUUCCAUGGUCAACUCAACUGUCAGUGUCACC